AUGUCGCAGCCGUCAGAUAGGCAUGUCACGCCUUUAGGGCAACAACCGUUUCCGUCUGCACAUGGAACCCGAGAAUUCUUGACACCUGAUCUACUUUUUGGCCCAUAUGAUAUCGUAAAAGCACAAGUUAUAGCGGCAAGAGCGAGUACCAAUGUGAGGCUCUUCAUAUUAAAAAGUCAAGCAGAAUUUGACAUUCGGGCUUAUACAACGCAAGUGUACGAUGACCCCGGCGAUCUUUCUUUCUUUCCAUAUCUCGACAGCGUUAUGAAUGGUUUUACGUAUCCAGACGGCACAGGGCUGAUGCAAUUGCUCCCUAUGAACCAUACUGACAACAAUUUGUAUAUACGUCUAAUACAUCCAAACGGCACGUUGACGAACUUCACUGUGCCGCCGCCAGUGUUCAAUGCUCCUCAUUACACACAACGUGCUUAUCCACUUAAUGACGGAUAUGCGUUUGUAGUUCAGACAAACAACGGAGGUGCGCAUGGAACGUUGGUUGAUUGGAGUGGGCAGGUGUUACAACUUGAUGUGACGCUCACUGAUAAUCCUGUCGAUGAUUAUACGACACUUGCGAAAGCCAACGUCAACCCGAAUAAGGACUUUCUUGUAGCUACUAGAGAAGGGAAUGCAGUUUCAUGGAAAAUUUUCAGUGCACCCGAUAGCUCGGGUCAAAUAACCCUGUUGUACAGAGGCAAUAUCACGGGAAACGAUAACGGUGACAAAAUUCUGAUCGAUCACGAAAUCUUUCCCACAACAGAAGGUGGCUAUGGCGUAGCCCUUUUAAAACGUAUGACGACAUUCACUCAGAACUCUUUUAUUGACUCUUUGAUUGAAAAGCUUGCUAAGCUUAUCCCUAUUGAUUCAUCACGUAUAACCACCAACAGACACAACCAACCUGAUCCUGAUGCACCAGCUCAUCAAUUAUUGUUUCCAGUCACUAUCAAGUCAAGUGAUGAUCACUCACAAAGAACAGUGCAGCAGAUUAUUGGUGAUCUUGAUGAUCUAAUUAAAAAUAAAUAUUAUAAUUCGUUUUCACGAGAGAAUUUUACUAGCCACCUAGAUGAACAGUAUGGGUUUUCACAUAAAGCCAAUUUGUGGGAAACUUACAAAAUUAAACUAAUUGUAUUGCUAGCUAGUCUGUUGGUAUUGUUAAUGAUUUAUUUUUUUGCAAGAUGGAAGUAUCCAGAGGGUCAAAGCUUUGUUGUCAUAAAACUUGCACUAAUAGUUGCAGAUUUGAGUCUUGACAUAGCAUUCGUACUCUUGAGCGCGAAAAAUGUUCCGUAUAAUGUGUUUAAUAGUUCCUAUUACCUUCAAUUCUGGCCUGGCAUUCUCAAUCUUAAUGAGAGAGAUAAAUAA
Molecule: messenger RNA, 1356 nt
Organism: Paraglomus brasilianum
Lineage: Eukaryota; Fungi; Glomeromycota; Glomeromycetes; Paraglomerales; Paraglomeraceae
Source: the annotation of a GenBank genome assembly